AUGGCCGAGUACAACCCUUGUGGUUUCUUGCCGAUUUCCGAUGAGCACCCAGCAUUUGAUGUCUUUGAUUGUUCUCUGGAGCUAUCUCCAGUUCCCCUUCUUACAGAUGAGGAGCUUGCUGACCUAGGUCCAAUCUCAAUGGAUGAUUUGGAUGCUAUGCUUGGCUUGCCACAUAUUCGACCUAACUCACCUGUGCCGUCUUCCAUUACUGCCCUCGAUCCACCUCCGAACUUGCCAGAGGCAGAGAAGGAUUUCCAACUCGCAAGGCAACACCCGAACUAUGAGUCUGUUCAACAUGCUGUGCAGAGGUUCGAUAGGUCAGUCCACGCCCACUUGGAAUCGGAACAUGGAGUCAAAGGAAACACUGCCAUGUUACAACAGAUGCAGGAGUUUGAUGUAUUCAGCCCGCGGCCAUUUGCAAAGCUUCAGCCGAAUCCAGGAUCCGAGGAAAUGAUCUUGAGCAGCCAUCCCAUGUCAUAUCAGGGUAUCAACAAUGCCAAUCCGAUCAACACUGCCUAUGGGCUGAACAAUACCAUCAUGAUCAAUGACACCGAUACUACCAAUGGCAUCAAUAGUUUGAAUGGGUUCAACACUGCCUAUGGGCUCAAUUGGACCGAUACGAUAAACUGGAUCGAUGGGAUCAACUGGACCGAGGCGAUCAACAGUACCAAUGCAGUCAACAGUACCAAUGCAGUCAAUGGCACAAAUGGGCUCAAUGCCACCAAAAACCUCAAAAACCCCAAUAGCACCAAUGAACUCAACCGAACUCCCCCCCCUCGCAUCGCACAGCAAAGGCGCGCCGUAUCCAAAAACCCAAAAGACCUUCUUCAACUCCUAGGCACCCAGCUCGCAGGCAGCACGCAAGAGGUCACCGCACCCUCAACCCCGAAUAAACGCCCCACCCAAACAAAUUUGGAGAUUGAAAUAUGGACUCCAACUCCGAAAAAGUCAUGCCCUAAUUCAGCAGCCGGCUCUUCUCACUCCGUAAAUAAAUCUCCACAUAACGCGCGCGGUUCAUCUGCCACGAAGCACGCAUACAAGACUCCACCUAGAGUUCGAAAGACUUCUGUUGGAAAAAAUGCCAAAUCCAGUUCUCCUGUAACCCCAGGAUCACCUGUUUUGACCGCAUCUAGUCAUGGAACCCCUACACCCAACAGGACGGAUAGGUCUAUCGGAUUGCGGAUUCCGUAUCCGAAGACUUGGGCCGCUGCCUCUGGUGCAGAUGUUUUGCUGUUUGAACUGAAGAAUGCUGGCGGCACCUGGGAGAUGAUUGAAAAGAGCUACAACAAGCUAACCAAUCAUGGGCACACGCGAUCUGCGUUGCAGAGUCGCUAUUGGGGAAUUAAGAAAGCUUUGGGAGAUAUUCCUCACGAGGACCCGGGCUUUGAAGGUGGUGCCAUGGGAGGUCUUCCCCAGUUCAAUCCUUUUAGCAUGGGUGCGAUUGCCGAUGAGAAUACAAACGGAAAGAUAGAGCUGGGAGAUCCGGAUGCGAAGGAUAUAGCUCAUAUGAGUCUGUGA
This is a messenger RNA of Penicillium angulare, 1518 nucleotides long. RefSeq lists its product as uncharacterized. The coding region runs from base 1 to 1518 and encodes 505 amino acids. The record is from RefSeq and is a predicted model, not a curated record. NCBI's taxonomy places the organism in Eukaryota, Fungi, Ascomycota, Eurotiomycetes, Eurotiales, Aspergillaceae. The transcript is spliced from 3 exons.